Messenger RNA from Aureobasidium melanogenum CBS 110374, 1272 nucleotides. RefSeq lists its product as uncharacterized. Lineage: Eukaryota; Fungi; Ascomycota; Dothideomycetes; Dothideales; Saccotheciaceae. The coding region runs from base 1 to 1272 and encodes 423 amino acids. The transcript has a single exon. The record is from RefSeq and is a predicted model, not a curated record.
AUGUAUCAUCUGAGUGAAGCCGAAGUGGAUCCUCGUCUCUGUCAAUCUGCAUCUGCUCUUGAACGGCCUAGUCUGGACUACUCCCUCGCCGAUGGACCCAGCGACUUCAACAGCGACAAUGAAAUUCCUCUCAAUGUGCCCAAGUCUAGGUCAAGGGCAAAUUCUGGCGAAUCUACCGUUACUGGUCUGGCUUCUCGUGUGGGUAGCCGGUUAUCGUCAUUCUCGAAACGCCGUGACAGAACACCUACCUCGCCUCCGACUGUGGCUGUUCAUCGACUUAGCACUAAGAGCGCUCCUGUCUCCCGUGUGCCGUCACGUGCCGCAUCUUUCCGCAUGUCUUCUGUAGCAAAGCCUGUUGUAUCUCCUAUCGAUGUUGAGGCCGAGUCGACACCAACACCUAGCCCGGCUAACGUCGCUGUCGAGCCUUCUAAUCCUCUGGACAUCAAGAUUCCUCAUGCAGAUGAGCCAAUUGACCGCAAGGCCCUGGCAUCCACCCCUCUUCUGCCCAAGACGAUUCAGGAUCCAGAACAAAUUGCUGAGGAUGUCAUCCAAUCUCCACUGCAGUCCCCCACUGUCGUCGACAACGCUCAAAUAAGUCGUUUGUCAAUGAUUGGCCCAUCACUAUCCAGUCCAAUUCUGCCCGAGAUGUCGAUGGUGUCGCCUGCCCUUUCGGCGCAUACCUCCACCACUUCUCUCGGCGUCAUGCAAGCUAGCCAAGUCAUGUCCUCACCCGACAUCUCGUCAAUGCACAUUGUCAGCCCUCAAGACAAGUGGGCAAACAAGCUUGGACACGCCAACUUCAGCGUUUUUCCGGAGCCCUAUCUGCCAGAAACUUACAACAUCCACGCAUGCAGAAAGCUUCUAGAGGACUGGGAGUCGGCUCGCAGACAAUUCAUGAAUCAAGCAGCACGCACCAGUGAACAUUACGGUCCGACUUCGCAAGUGUACAAGUACACGGAGAAGAAGUGGGCAGAGAUUGAUGCGGAAUGGAAGAGAAACCAUGAGUUGGUUGUCGCCAAAACAGCAGCAAAUGGCGAGACGCCUGUUUUCCAGCCUCUGGCAGAGCCGGCUCCUAUCACCGAUCUGCCCGCUCUGGAUGAUCCAUUGAAAUUCCCCAAACUUGAUGGGUCCGACAUUGUCGGACCCAUGGUCAAGUACGCAAAGAUUAAGCAAAAGUCGUCUUCGAAGAAAUCGGCUUUCCUUAAAUUCUUCAACAAUGUGCGAACACCGAGCAACACACUCGGCCGCACCUCGACCGGACUUGGUCUGUGA